This is a messenger RNA of Kwoniella botswanensis, 768 nucleotides long. RefSeq names its product 40S ribosomal protein S3. Gene Ontology annotation, cellular component: cytosolic small ribosomal subunit; nucleus. The transcript is spliced from 4 exons. The coding region runs from base 1 to 768 and encodes 255 amino acids. Lineage: Eukaryota; Fungi; Basidiomycota; Tremellomycetes; Tremellales; Cryptococcaceae. The record is from RefSeq and is a predicted model, not a curated record. Gene Ontology annotation, biological process: translation. Gene Ontology annotation, molecular function: RNA binding; structural constituent of ribosome.
AUGGCCACCUCCCAACAAAUCUCAAAGAAGAGAAAGUUCGUCGCCGACGGUGUGUUCCAAGCUGAGCUCAACGAGUUCUUCACUCGAGAACUCGCUGAAGAGGGAUACUCAGGAUGUGAAGUACGAGUUACCCACGCCCGAACCGAAAUCAUCAUCCGAGCCACUCACACUCAAGAUGUUCUCGGUGAGAAAGGUCGAAGAAUCAGAGAAUUGAAAGCUUUGGUCGAGAAGAGAUUCAAGUUCCCCGAAAACUCUUUGGAACUCUACGCCGAGAAGGUCCAAUUCAGAGGUUUGUCAGCUGUCGCUCAAGCUGAGUCCCUUAGAUACAAGUUACUUGGUGGUCUUGCUAUGCGAAGAGCCUGUUACGGUGUCCUCCGAUUCGUCAUGGAAUCCGGUGCCAAGGGUUGUGAAGUCGUUGUAUCUGGUAAACUCAGAGCUGCCCGAGCCAAGUCCAUGAAAUUCACCGAUGGAUUCAUGGUUCACUCUGGUCAACCCGCUGCCGACUACAUCGAUUACGCCGUCCGACACGUUCUCCUCAGACAAGGUGUGUUGGGUAUCAAGGUCAAGAUCAUGAAACCCUUCGACCCAGAGGGUAGACAAGGUCCUUCCAAGAACUUGCCCGAUGUCAUCAACAUGGUUGAACCCAAACCCGAAGGUGCCAUUGAGAUCCGAUCAGAACACAAAGAACCCCAAGUUCAAGCUAUCCCCCCUCCUGCUCAACAACAACAACCUCAAGAGGCCCAACCCGCCGCUGAAGGUCAAUACUAA